Gossypium raimondii (Peruvian cotton) is the source of this 1265-nucleotide messenger RNA. Its product is annotated as phosphomannomutase. The record is from RefSeq and is a predicted model, not a curated record. Lineage: Eukaryota; Viridiplantae; Streptophyta; Magnoliopsida; Malvales; Malvaceae. Gene Ontology annotation, biological process: mannose metabolic process; protein N-linked glycosylation; GDP-mannose biosynthetic process. Bases 196 to 942 code for a protein of 248 amino acids. Gene Ontology annotation, molecular function: phosphomannomutase activity. Gene Ontology annotation, cellular component: cytosol. The transcript has 12 exons.
CAUUCUUUAAUCUCAAAGACUUGUCUUUGACAAUAAGUAAUCUCAAAGACCAGAUCUCAUCUCCCCAACACAUUAUUUAGUUCCCCCUAAGUUCCGCCAUUAAAGCUCUUCAUUCACUUCAUUCCCUUUGCUUAUUUUCUAUUACAAUUACAACCCAUUUUUCUAAACUCCAUCAAUAUUCAAAAAGGAACUUCAAUGGCUCUAAAGAAACCUGGUUUGAUUGCUUUAUUUGAUGUUGAUGGAACACUUACAGCUCCAAGAAAGGUGGCUACCCCUGAAAUGCUGGAGUUCAUGAAGGAACUGAGAAAGGUUGUUACUGUUGGAGUAGUAGGUGGAUCUGAUCUUGUUAAGAUAUCUGAGCAACUUGGGAAAUCAGUGAUUAAUGACUAUGAUUAUGUAUUUUCUGAAAAUGGACUUGUUGCUCAUAAAGAUGGGGAACUCAUUGGAACCCAGAGUUUGAAGUCGUUUCUCGGAGAAGAUAAGCUGAAGGAAUUUAUAAACUUCACAUUGCAUUAUAUUGCUGACUUGGAUAUCCCGAUAAAAAGGGGGACAUUCAUUGAAUUCCGAAGUGGGAUGCUUAAUGUAUCUCCGAUUGGACGUAACUGUAGCCAAGAAGAAAGGGAUGAAUUCGAAAAGUACGACAAGGUUCACAAUAUUCGCCUGAAAAUGGUGUCUGUACUUCGAGAAAAGUUUGCUCACCUUAACUUGACAUUUUCAAUUGGAGGGCAAAUAAGCUUUGAUGUUUUCCCCGAGGGCUGGGACAAAACAUAUUGCUUGAGAUAUCUUGAAGAGUUUCAAGAAAUCCACUUCUUUGGGGACAAAACUUACAAGGGAGGUAACGAUCAUGAAAUUUAUGAAUCGGAGAGAACAGUAGGACACACAGUUACAAGUCCUGGUGACACAGUGAAGCAGUGCAAAGCUCUCUUCUUAAGCAACCCUUGAACGAUACCGCUUUUCUUCUUGGUAUUACCGAGUUGUAUCGAGUGGUUUAUGGGAAAGAAUAAGUGGCAAGCCGGGUGCUGGCUCAAGUAUGUAGUUUUUAUAUUAUUCAGUAAUAGUUCAAAGUGGUUAAAUUUUGGGUAUUUAGAACUUGCAGAAAAUAUGGUAUCACCAUGAUUCUCUUUUACUAUCAUUUGAGGGAAUCAUGAAUUUUGGACAUUCACUUUAUUAAGGUUGCAGCAAUUUAUAUAUGUAUUUAUAUAUACACUGAAGCCGGCAGGAUGAACUGCUCAAUAAUAAAUAUAAUCUGUGUCUUAUAUUAUAAA